This is a messenger RNA of Asparagus officinalis (garden asparagus), 1608 nucleotides long. RefSeq names its product putative serine/threonine-protein kinase. Gene Ontology annotation, molecular function: protein kinase activity; ATP binding. Gene Ontology annotation, biological process: protein phosphorylation. Lineage: Eukaryota; Viridiplantae; Streptophyta; Magnoliopsida; Asparagales; Asparagaceae. The record is from RefSeq and is a predicted model, not a curated record. Bases 114 to 1334 code for a protein of 406 amino acids. The transcript has 5 exons.
UUCACUUGGACUUUAGAAAGCAAAGAGAGAGAGAGAGAGAGAGAGAGAGAGGCUAUAUAAGAAGAAACUGGGAAGAGAGAGAGAGAACCGAAUCACGUUCAAAGAAGAAAUUCAUGGGCAAGUGGCUGAUAUUGCCAUGUUUUGGAGGCAAAGUUGCUUCUUCUUCUUUGCCUUCUUGCUCAAGUACAGCAGAUGAAGGUAGAAGUAUUGUUAGGUACUCUUAUAAGACUCUGAAGAGUGCAGCUCAGGGAUUUCAUGAGCGUUACAAGAUUGGAGAGGGCGGAUUUGGUUCUGUUUAUAAGGGAAAACUUGAGAAUGGGGCGGUUGUUGCAAUUAAAGUUCUUUCAGCUAAAUCUAUGCAAGGAGAAAGGGAAUUUUUAGCUGAAAUUGAGUCGAUGACAAACGCUAGACACGAAAAUCUUUUAAGGCUUCGUGGUUAUUGUGUCCAAGGGGUCAACAGAAUACUAGUCUAUGAAUAUAUGGAGAAGAACAGUCUAGCUCAAACCUUACUAAGUAAUUUUCUGCUCUUGAUCCAGUUACCAACUUUUCCAUGUAUUUAUAAUUUUUUGUUCUAUACAUAUACAGGUGGAAGGCGUAGCAAUGAUAUUAAUUUCACUUGGGCAGCGCGAAGAAAAGUAAUAUUAGGAAUUGCGCGGGGUCUUGCAUACCUACAUGACGAGGUUAAGCCUCAUAUCAUUCAUCGGGAUAUUAAACCUAGUAAUAUACUUCUUGACUCCGACCUCAGUCCAAAAAUUUCGGAUUUUGGUCUUGCGAAGCUUUUCCCCGAUAACGUGACACAUAUUAGCACCCGUGUUGCUGGGACAGUAGGUUAUCUUGCUCCGGAGUAUGCUAGAUGUGGAAAGCUAACAAUAAAAUCGGAUGUCUAUAGUUUUGGGGUGUUGCUUCUUGAAAUUGUUAGUGGAGGAAGCUCUAAGAACUAUGCACUUGGGCUUGAAGAAUACCGUAUAGUGGAGAAGGCAUGGGAACUAUACAAAGACGAUCAACUUCUACAGCUCAUUGAUCCGUCAAUUUCAGAAAAAUCCAUCGGUAAAGAAAUCGAUCAGUUUCUGAAGGUAGCUCUACUCUGUGUGCAAGGGGUGCCUAAUCUUCGACCCUCAAUGUCCACAGUGGUAGAGAUGUUGGCUACUACUAUGGACACGAGAGACCUUCAGAUUUCACAGCCUGGAGUUAUCCAUGAUCUUCAUACGCUUAAGGUUGGUGGAACUCCAGCAGCAGCAGCAGCAGCUAAGUGUGUGUGUUCAGAAGAUUCUUCGAGAGAAUCACGAUCAUCGACCUUGUCGACGACCAAAUCAUCUUGGGAGUCAUCAAAAUGACAUGGCAAGAUAAAGAAAAAACAAUGAUCUAGCCAAUAGUUGAUUACGUGCUCAUGGAACUAUGAAGGUACUAUGUUAUAGAAUUGAGUUUAUAUCAGUUUACAUAGAAUAUAAUUUGACUUUGAAAGUUCAGAUACGGUUUAUAUACGCCAUACCCUCAUCAAAUCUGACAGUACAUAAUAAAUGACAUUUAGUACUAUGUAUGAUGAUUUGUAUAUCUGAAAUCUGUUAGUGGUUUCAUCUUUUGAUAUAAAGUAAUUAAAUUUUGUCGCGC